GUCUCCGAGGAAGGAGGGCGAGACCCUCCGCGCAUCCCUUCCCGAGUCCCUCGGCGCAUCCCUCCAUCCUUCCGCGCAUCCCUCCAUCCUUCCGCGCGUCCCUUCAUCCUUCAGAGCAUCCCUCCAUCCUUCCGCGCAUACUCUCCUCCCUCCGCUCAACCUUCCGCCCAUCCAUCUAUCCUUUCGCCCAUCCAUCUAUCCUUUCGCCCAUCCCUCCAUCCCUCCGCACGUCCCUCCAUCCCUCCGCACAUCCCUCCAUCCCUCCGCACGUCCCUCUGUCCCUCCGCGCUCCGUUCCGCCCGCCCCAGCACGGGCAGGGCCGCUCCUGCGCGGGGAUGGCGGGGCGGCCGCGCUUCCUCUGCGGCGUGGUGGAAGGUUUCUAUGGGAGACCAUGGUCUAUGGAACAGAGGAAACUUCUCUUUCAAUGGCUGAAGCGCCGGGGGCUGAACUGCUACAUGUACGCGCCCAAGGAUGAGCUGAAGCACCGGCUGCUCUGGCGAGAGCCCUACACGGAGCAUGAGGCAGCCCGCAUGCAGUCUCUCAUAGAAGCUGCCCAAGAGCUGGGUGUGGAGUUCGUUUUCGCCGUUUCUGCUGGCCAGGACAUGGUGUUUUCAAGCGCUGGGGACCGGCUCCUGCUGCAGCAAAAACUCAGGCAGGUGGCUGCCCUGGGGUGCUGCUCCUUCGCGCUGCUCUUCGACGACAUCGACCCCUGCAUGUGCCAAGCUGACAGAGACGUCUUCCCCUCCCUGGCCCAGGCUCAGGCCUCUGUGGCCAACGAGGUGUACCGGGAGCUGGGCCAACCCUCCACCUUCCUCUUCUGCCCUACAGAAUACUGCAGCUCCCUCUGCUCCCCCAGUCCUGGCCAGUCCCGGUACCUGCUGACCCUAGGCCAGGAGCUGCUCCCUGGGAUCGGUGUGGUCUGGACAGGCCCGAAGGUGGUGUCCCAGGAGCUCUCAGCCACACUGCUGGAAGAGGUGGAGAGUGUCCUGCGGCGCCGCCCUGUCAUCUGGGACAACCUGUAUGCCAAUGACUAUGACUGCAGACGCGUCUUCUUGGGCCCCUACACGGGACGUGCCCCCGGCCUCAUGGGCAGGCUGGGUGGACUGCUCCUCAACCCCAACUGCGAGCUCCAGGCCAACUUCAUCCCCAUACACACGCUGGGCAGCUGGUUUCAGAGUGAGCUGCAGAUCUGUGCCCACCUUGAGCACGCAGGGACAGAGACUGUGGCAGCCCUGGGGGACAGCCAAGGCCCACCGGAGGGGAGCUACAGCCCUCAGGAAGCCUUGGAGCUGGCGCUGCUUGACUGGGUGGCUGAGAUAAACCGACAGGCCUUGGAGACAGGAGGAAGGACCCCGGGACACCCCAGCAUCAGCCGCAAGGGAGGAAAGAGGCUGCAGCCUGGCACAGCGGGAGGACAGGAGGCCAUGCCAGCCCCCCAGCCCAACUCUGUUCCCGGCGGGGCAGACCAGCAUGGCCCUGAGCCCUGCAGUGUGGCUCCAGGGGGUGGCAGGAGGAAGGUGACCUCGGAGGUGGAGAAGGGCAGUGGGAGCAAGACCUCUGCUGGCGGCUGGCAAAGCCCCAGAGGGGCUGGGGACCAGCUGCCCAGGCGGAGCAGGGGGAGCUGCGAGCCCUCUGCUCUGCCCAGCACGGCGGGCAGUGCCCAGACUGCGGGAGCCCCAGUGGCUACCGAGCCCCUCCCCAGCCCAGCCCCCGUGAUGUGCUGCAGCACUGGGGCCAGCACCAGCCAGAACCUUCCCCUGCCCACCAGCAGUGCCAGGACUGGGGGUGGCAGCCCCCCCCAACCCCCCAGCAGCACCCAGCCUGAGGCCAGCAAGGCUGACGUGCCCCAGACACCCCCAGGGGCUGCGGCUGGCACCAGCCCUGGCCCCCCAGCACCACUCUCUGAUGGGGCUGGUGGCAGCCCGGGUCCCCCAGCACCACCAGCCCCAGAGGAGGCUGCGUCCAGCCCCAUGGCCCUGCUGACCCUGGAGGAGGCUGGGUCUGGCCCCACGGAACCACUGACUUCCAAGGAGGCCGGGUCCAGCCCCAUGGCACCAGGGACCCCAGAAGAAGCCAUGUCCAGUCCCACAGCACCCACGACCCCGGAGGAGGCCAGGGCCAUCCCCAUGGCUCUGGUGACCCUGGAGGAGGCCAAGUGCCCCCCUACAGCACCGGUGACCUCGGAGGAGGCCGGGUCCACCCCUUCGGUGCUGCUGACCCUCACGGAGGAGAGCUCCAGCCUCACAGCCCCGCUGACUCUGGAGGAGGUGCGGAUGCUGGUGGAGCUCUUCUACCUGCCCUACCACCACGGGCCACAGGCGCAGCACCUCCUGGAGCAUUUCCGCUGGCUGUGGGCAAACAGCCUCAGCGUGGGGGUCCCGGCCACGGCGCCCGACGCCUGCGGGGGCGCGCGGUGGCGCGGCCGGGCCCAGGCCUUCCAGCUGCUCUGCGCCCAGACCUGCCGCCUGCACAGCCGCUUCGCCAGCCGCGCCGGCCGGGCGCUGCUCUACGACCUCCACCCCUACCUCUGGGACAUCCGCAACGUGCUGCUGGCGGCCGGCGCCUUGGUCCUCUGGCUGGAUGGCCACCUGCUCUGCGACCCCGGCCCCAAGGGCACCUGGGGAAGCUGCUUUGGCUGGUGCCAGAGCACCACUGCCCCGAUCCUGCUGGGGGGGGAUGCUGAGCCCUGGGCGCGUCGUGGGGGCCUCUUUGGAGAGCUGCAGGCCCUGCUGCCUGUGGGGAACAGCUGUGACCUCUUCUACCACCCACCUCCAUUCUUCCCGUCCAGCCAGGUGUACCUCCUGCGCCCACUGCUGCCCCUGGACAAGGGAGAGCUUUACCGAAUGUGUCGGGAGAGUUUGGACUGUGACCCCAAAGUUGCAGAGAUCCUUGCGGCACAUCCCGAUCUCCUUGGUGACAGGCUGCUGGGCAGCUUCCUGAGCCUCAGCCCCGAGUACACCUUUGUGCUGGAGGAUGAGGAUGGUCCGUGCGGCUACGCAGCUGGCGCGCUCUGCGCUGAAGGCUUCCUGCAGCAGCGGGACAGCAGCUGGCUGCCGGCCCUGCGGCACAAGUACCCCCGAGAGCUGGGCGCAGGAGCCCCAGCUCUGGGACAGGAUGCCCUGGAGGAAGCACUGCUCUUCUUCCACACAGAGCCAGCGGCCGUGCCCCCGCCGGUGCUGCGGCGCUUCCCCUCCCUGGUGCAGCUGGGCACGGCGCCCCGGGUGCUGGACGCGGGGCCCAGCCGCAGCCUGGCCAUCUGCCUGCUGAGCGCGCUCCGGGCCAACGGCUCACGGGGAGUGUUUUGCCAGGUCAGCGAUUCUGACCGGCAGCAGCUGAACUUCUACAGCAAGCUGGGCUUCGUUGCUCUGCCAGUGGCCUGGGGCAACUCCCCUGGCGCUCUGCUCCUGGGACGGCUCCUCUGAGCAGGCUGCGCUGGGGGCGGGCACAGGACGGACACGGGACAGGCAGACUCCUCAUCCCAGGCAGCAUCAGCCCCAGGGAGUGGGAGCAGAGGGGCAGGUACCCAUGAUGGGGGACAUGGCCUGGGGUAAGCUGGGUGUCACUGAGACAUGUGCAGGGCACAGGGCCAUGAGGGUCCUUGAGCAAUGGAGGGGUAUUUUUGCCAUCUCAGGAGAUUUGGAUAUCAGGGCUCCUCCUCUCAUCCCCCAACUGUUCCUGCUUCCUGAGUACCCUUUAUCUUUCCUGGGGAGCCAGCAACAUCCCCAGGCUGUCUGCAGACCACCAAGCCCAGGGGGAGCCACAUGGGCAGUAUUUGGGGUGGUGGUCUCAGAGCAUGGCACAGUGCAUUAGCAGUAGGGAAGUGUCUCUGUCCCACAGGCUGGGCUGUCCUGCUCUCUCCAUCCCCUCUGUGGCCCUAAGCCGGUGCUGGGGCUGGCUCUUGGCACCCAGGACCUUCUUGUCUCUAUGUACCCAUCUGGUGUGGGACACAGUGGGGCAACCUCCGUAUCUGCCGCCCAGGGGCUGAGGGAAGUGCUGUCCUUGGCAAUAAAGUAUU
Apus apus (common swift) is the source of this 4015-nucleotide messenger RNA. RefSeq names its product protein O-GlcNAcase-like. The transcript is spliced from 17 exons. NCBI's taxonomy places the organism in Eukaryota, Metazoa, Chordata, Aves, Apodiformes, Apodidae. Bases 336 to 3422 code for a protein of 1028 amino acids. Gene Ontology annotation, molecular function: beta-N-acetylglucosaminidase activity. Gene Ontology annotation, biological process: glycoprotein metabolic process. The record is from RefSeq and is a predicted model, not a curated record.